Messenger RNA from Paramecium sonneborni, 873 nucleotides. NCBI's taxonomy places the organism in Eukaryota, Ciliophora, Oligohymenophorea, Peniculida, Parameciidae. The record is from the annotation of a GenBank genome assembly.
AUGAUUAAUAUCAAGCUUCAAAUUCCGAAUGCGAUUAACAAAAUAUAUGAAAUAAGAUUUAAUUAGAAUAAAAAAAUAUCAGAGUUAAUUGAAUGGAUCUAUGAUAACUUCAAUGAGUAUAAAUUUCUGACUAAAACUAGAUUUUUCAAUUUAAAAGAUAAAAAUAAACUAAACUUACACAAUAAAACAAAUGGAUAAAAUUAUGACAAUAUCGAUAAAUAGUUAGGCUCUUGUCUCAAAUAGAACGAUCUGUUGUCGAUUUCUGAAUAAGAAAUUUAAGUAAACCCUAUAAUCCCUGAUUAAACUAAAAUGCUCUCUUUGUUCUUGAAAAAUUAAAAUGACAAUUUAGAAAUCAAAAUAGCAUUUGAUACAACUUUACAAGAAUUGAUGAACUAUUUGAAAGACCGUUAUAGUAUUUCUAACCAUUACAACUUAUAGUUAUUUUAUGAAUAAAAAAACUUAUCUAAUUUAAAUAAAUAAAUGACAUUAAGUGAAUUAAACAUAAAAGAUGGAGGACUAAUAUAUUUUGAAUUUACACUUCCUCAAGUUAAAGGACAAAUAAAAAUUUUCUUAAGAUGUAAUGGGGCCUGUCAUCAGCUCGUCUUCGAUAGAAAUGAAACAUUAAUAACUGUUUCAAGUAUUGCAUUAUAACAGUUUGGAUAUGAAAUGUAAAUUUUCAAAUAUAAAGAAGAAAUGCAGUUGCUUUUGAAUUGUUAAUAAAAGGAGAAUCUUAUAAUAGUGAAGAUAAAAGGAAAUUGACUUUAGCUCAAAUUUAACUUUAGGAUGGAGAUUCAAUUGAAUUAAAACUCAGAUUUUUGGGAGGAAAUAAUAAAAUUUGACUUAUUUAAUAUGAAAAUAACAUAAUAAAUUGAG